UGAGUCACCUCGGCAUAAUGUCAUUUGACCCUUGGUCCCUUGGAGCAUCAUUGACGAUCCGCCCAUCCUGUCAACAAGUCGCCCCCCUCAUACUCGCUCGCCAUCACUUCCAUCCUCGCCAUCAUUCAGGCUCCAGACACCCCCUCGCCAAGUCGUCCGCUUAGGCCCGCUGCCUCCCGCGUCGGCCUCUUCGACAUGGCACACCAUUCCCAUUCCCACUCACACUCAUCCCGCCCUCAUCCACACACACGCCCCGCCCCGCGCCAAAGCGCCUCUGAGCUGCCCCCGGCUCGCCCCCUCGAGCCGCUCCAAAAGCCUGUUGUUGUCUCAGCGCCCUCGUCUCCUCCACUCGCAUCGCGCCCUCUUUCUCGCCCUUCCCCAUCUCCUCCAGGCAGCCCAUCGUCGUCGUCGUCGCACUCUCAAUCUCCAGCUCUCUCGCAAACUCCGUCUCGUACCUCCCUGGAAGCGCCCUCACCCAACGGUCUCUCUCACGCGACCCCCUCCCCCCGACCGCCUUCGGAUUCCGCUUCUGCGUCAGCCACGCCCCCGACACCGACGACCAACUCACACUCGCGUUCCACGCACUCAGCCUCAGCGCCCACCUCGACGACCACCUCAGCUACACCCAGCCCGCGCGCCAGACCCCCGCUCGUGACUGCCCUCUCGGCGCCGUCCACCGCCUCCCCGUUUCUCGACAUGAGCAACGCUACCGGCGGCCUGGACAGUCUUGGGCUCAACACGCCCACGGCGCCGGCGGGUCUCGUGGUCUCCAAGGCGGGCGUCGAGGCCACCGCGCGCGGAGACAGGGUCGUCGGGCUGCUGUGUCUCAAGAUUACGCUCCCCAAAGACGGCGAUGGGCGUCAGCAGCGCUGGGAGCUGUUCCAGGGCGCCAAGCCGAAGUUACGCUCAAUUCCGGCGCUCUACCCUCUUCCUGCAUCGCUCGCGCUAGCGUCGACCUCAAAGCACGUUGCGACCGCCGCGUCACUCCUUGCCCUCCCACCGCCGGGCGCGUAUUCCCCUGCCGCACACGAGCCGGGCAUCAAGCCGCACGUAGACGUCUCCCGGGCCACGGGCCAAGUGUUCGUCGCCGUCGACAGCUCCACGCCUCCCUCGGAGACCAAGUCGCGACGCCGCUCAUCGCUCGGUGGGCGGGCACGCAGCGAGUGGCUCGUGGUACUUGAGUUUGAAGCGCCGAUCGACUACGAGUCAACGAAUGGCCAGACCUGGUUCAAGACCUCAAUCCCCACCCCCAAGUGCCUGGACAACUUCAUCCGCUUCGAAAUUGUCCCGCCCGAUGCCGAGUGCGCGUCUGCUGAAAUCGUGACGAUGCCGCGGGUCCUCCCCCUCCCGGCUUCUCGUGACGCUCGCGAGGCGACACCGUCGAAGCGCCGCUUUGAAGAUGGAUGGGAGGACGGCGAGGUGCCCGGCGCCGAGAGCGAGGAGGAGGACAGCAGCUGGCUCCGUGGCCGGUAUCAAAGCACCGACAUGGUAGCGCUCCAGUGGGGCUUUGCGCCGGCACUUGGUACCCCGCCUGAUCUGCGCAUCGCGCCGCACUGGGACGCCAGACAACCUUCCAUUGGCAUCACGUUCGAGGCGGUCAUCGCCGCCAUCCAUGGGCCAUUCCACCUCGAGGCUGUGCUCCCGCCUGGAUGGGGGUGGAGCGAGCUGCAGAUCCGCGCUGAUGGCCUCUUCUCGUGGCGCUCCCCCAACAUGCAGGCGUUGGGUGCGCUGUUCUCGGCGACGGCGACGAACCCCGACGAUUCGAUAACAACGGUAGGCCCUGAUGUUCCAUCUGACCUCGCGUCGCUCGACUCUGCCGACUACUCCUUCGAACUCAACUUGUUUAGAGAUGAGGAGAAGCCGGCGUUACCAGUCACGCCGAGCCGCCGGCGCAUUGAGCGCCACGGCGCGGCUGUCCUGAAGGUAGUGCCUCGUGUACCAACGCCGGCGUCCCUGUUCGAGCUGGAGUUCGAGCACACAGGGAACGAAGAGGAGGAGGACAAUGUCCUUCUCGUCGAGGGCACGCUCGUCCCGCUUCCAUGGACGCUUGUGACGCCCGGCGCGCCCGUGCCCAUACCCUUCUUCCGCUUCGAAGACGCGACUCUCCCCGCCGAGUGCGACGUGAAGUGUCCUGGCGCCCAGCUCGUGCCACUUCACUCGGAAGACGAGGACGAGUCUCCAUCGCUAUGCGACACAACACAGCCCUCGGUCGGCACGUUUGCAUGGACGGACGAGGGCGGCGCGGCGCUGCCGCCACGCGCACCCGUCCCCGUGACAGGCACAGUCCGGGUCAACUCGAAGCGCAGCAUCUGGGGCCUGCAGACCAUGUCCGUGCUCCUCCCGUGGCCCGCCAAGGCGGAGGAGGUAGUUCUGGGCCUAAGCCUGCCGCCUGAGGCCGUGCGUGUCCUGCGCGCCUCGGCGCGCGGCACGCCCCUACCGCACGCGAUACAUGCCCGAGACGACGGAGUGGACGUGCGCUUCGGCAGAGGCCGGGACAAUGUCGAGCUCGUGCUGGAAGUCGUGGAUGACGACGGCGUCGCCCUCCCUUUCGUGGAAGGGACGGGGGAGCUGCGUGUCGAACUCGCCGGUGAUGGCUGGGACAGACCACUUGCGUACCCGCCUACGACGAAUCUCAAGCGCACGAGCGAGCGGGUAUUCAUCGGCGACCGUGGCGAUGUGCCAUAUAUCACAUUUGCGCCUGUGCCGCCAACGCCUGUGGUCCCCACGCCACCGCCCAUUCCUACGCCACCUCUGGUCGUGGAACAGACAGAAACAGUGGAAGAAGAGGAAGAAGUGGUGGCGGCGGAGGAGGAGGAGAAGGAACUGCUGAUCGUGGCCCCCGACGCACCCACCCCCACAACAGUGGCUAUCGCCCAACCGUCGCGAUCGCGCGCCGCCCUCGCGUCCCUCGUUUCGUGGAACACACUCGUCAACCUCGUUCUCCUGUGGAUUCUGGGCAGCCUCGCAGGCCAAGUCGCACGCUUGCGCGCUGAAGUCGCCUUCGUGGCGGACGAGACGCGCGACUUGCGGUUGUACGGCGUCGACCGCGACGUGAGAUGGCACAGAGAGCACCGCCCCCGCGAGGACGAGACGUGGCGGGGAGAAGAGGAGCGGUGGCAGGGAGAGGAGGAGCGAUGGCGCGAAGAUCCAGGACGAGUCCGUAACUGGGCUGACAGCGCCGUGUCUGACCCGCCUGCGGAGCCUGCGGAGCCAGAACGCGUGCCGGAGCCGAGCGCGCCGCGCACCGCGUACACGUACACUCACGAAGUGGACGCUGAAGCCGUGGAGGACGUGCUGAAGCCCGGCAUGGAGGCGGAGCUGGAUCGCAAGGCUGUGGCGCCUGUGCACACGCACGAGUACGGGCUCGGCCGUGUUGUCCACGCCUCUAACUGGGGCACGUGGCUCGCCCGUCACCAGAGUGUGCAGGUCGUGCAGGAGACGUUGUCGUGGCUGUGGAACGCGGUGCGGCGGUUCUUCGUCGCGUAGUGCGUGGCAUAGCGAGCACAUCUAUCACCCGCUGCUUCGCAGAUGUAAGAACUCUAUGUAGCGCCUCGGAUCGAGAUUCUAUGGAUACUCCAUGAUGCACCACGAGGUGGGGUGUGUCUGAC
Cutaneotrichosporon oleaginosum is the source of this 3608-nucleotide messenger RNA. RefSeq lists its product as uncharacterized. The record is from RefSeq and is a predicted model, not a curated record. Lineage: Eukaryota; Fungi; Basidiomycota; Tremellomycetes; Trichosporonales; Trichosporonaceae.